Eucalyptus grandis is the source of this 1356-nucleotide messenger RNA. RefSeq names its product 1-aminocyclopropane-1-carboxylate synthase 3. The record is from RefSeq and is a predicted model, not a curated record. The coding region runs from base 1 to 1356 and encodes 451 amino acids. Gene Ontology annotation, molecular function: 1-aminocyclopropane-1-carboxylate synthase activity; transaminase activity; pyridoxal phosphate binding. Lineage: Eukaryota; Viridiplantae; Streptophyta; Magnoliopsida; Myrtales; Myrtaceae. The transcript has 5 exons. Gene Ontology annotation, biological process: biosynthetic process; amino acid metabolic process.
AUGGUUACCAAACAGGGCCUAAGUAAUCUCACCGUCAUCCCAUUCAGGGAUAUUUUCCUUCCUAAUCUUCGAAGGAAACCGGAUCAAAACUAUAAGAAAUCCAGAAGGACAAGGAAGAACGAGAAGAAUCCCUACGACCAAACCCGGAAUCCACAGGGCAUCAUUCAGAUGGGUCUCGCCGAGAAUCAGCUCUCGCUUGAUCUUGUUGAAUCUUGGCUGUCCGAAAAUCAAGACGUAGCCGGGUUCAAGAGUAAUGGGGAGUCCAUAUUCAGAGAGCUCGAACUCUUCCAGGACUAUCACGGCCUUCCUGCGUUCAAGAAAGCCUUGGUGCAGUUCAUGGCGGAAAUCAGAGGAAACAAAGUGAGCUUCGACCCGAAGAAGAUAGUUCUGACUGCGGGUGCGACUUCUGCAAACGAGACUCUCGUGUUCUGCCUCGCCAAAGCCGGUGACACCAUUCUCAUUCCGACCCCAUAUUACCCAGGAUUUGACAGGGAUCUGAAAUGGAGAACAGGAGCAGAGAUUGUGCCAAUACACUGUACAAGCUCCAAUGACUUUAAAAUCACUGCUCGGGCUCUCCAACAAGCUUAUCAAGAAGCCCAAAACUGUAACCUCAAAGUCAAAGGUGUCCUCGUCACCAACCCGUCAAACCCACUCGGCACAACAAUGACCCGAGCCGAGCUUGACCUCCUCAUGGAUUUCAUCGUUGAGAAGCAAAUCCAUCUCGUCUGCGACGAGAUUUACUCGGGCAACGUUUUUGGCUCUCCAAACUACACAAGCAUCGUGGAGGUUCUUUCAAAGUACGAGAAAGCGGAGGUUUGGGAUAGGGUCCACGUCGUGUACAGCCUCUCCAAGGACCUCGGCCUCCCAGGUUUUCGGGUUGGAGCUAUUUACACGAACAAUGGUUCGAUAAUCGCCGCGGCAACCAAGAUGUCAAGCUUCGGGCUUGUCUCAUCGCAGACUCAGUACUUUCUCUCCAUGCUCCUCUCGGACAAGAAGUUCACCAGGAACUACAUCUCCGAGAACAAGAAGAGGCUGGAAAAACGGCAUGCGUCGCUCAUCUCAGGCCUCCAGAACGCAGGCAUCAGCUGCCUCAAGAGCAACGCGGGGCUAUUCUCCUGGGUUGACAUGAGACAUCUGUUGAGUUCGAGCACGUUUGAAGCCGAAAUGGAGCUGUGGGAUAAGAUCGUGUACGACGUCAAGCUGAACAUCUCACCAGGGUCAUCGUGCCACUGCAGCGAGCCAGGAUGGUUCCGAGUGUGCUUUGCGAACAUGGCCGAAGAAACCCUCGAGAUAGCCAUCCGGCGCAUUAAGGCAUUCGUCGAUGUUGGUAUUUACGGAAGCGUGUGCUUAAUGUGA